Colletotrichum godetiae is the source of this 1053-nucleotide messenger RNA. RefSeq lists its product as uncharacterized. Lineage: Eukaryota; Fungi; Ascomycota; Sordariomycetes; Glomerellales; Glomerellaceae. Gene Ontology annotation, biological process: mycotoxin biosynthetic process. The transcript has 6 exons. Bases 1 to 1053 code for a protein of 350 amino acids. The record is from RefSeq and is a predicted model, not a curated record.
AUGCCUGCAGCACCUUCAGCCAAGUACAAGCCAGUCUCUGAUGGUGCUUUCGAGGACGUGAAGACCGACGACGACCACGAAGAAUACCUACUGGAUAAGGGAAAAUGGUCUUCAAGUAGAGGCACAUCGAGGCUUAGGAGAGCACUCCAGAUACUUGCCGUACUCCUCGCUCUAGCAACGUAUACUUGGGCAGUCCUUUACUACGCCCAAGAAGUCAUCUACAAACCAUUUUGCCCUCGACUAACGACACCAGACACGGUACAUGUGUGGGACAAGGUCGAGUUCAACCCGCAGCUCGUAAAUCCAGUGACGCCAGGUCAUGACCACCCACUGUUGGGCAAUCCGACCCCAGAGGUAGAUGCAAACUGGUCUGCACUGCUCUCAGCGUUUGCCAACCGAAUUCCGGAGCUCGAGGUACGCCGCCUUGGUAUGGAAGCAGAUGCGAUACCUUUCAACGAUGGGGAAGGCGGCUACCUCGGAGGUCUUGCCAUGGUGCAUAACCUGCACUGCAUCGUGAGUAUCGAGGUUGAUCCUCGCAAUUUAUCCCUUUACGGCGGCGUGUCAAAGACUAAAGCUUCCUGUUUACGUCAGAACUACCUAUACCAGGUCGCGCACAGAGACUACUACUACACUUCCAAUACCACAGAGAAGGAGGAUGCAACUCAGAAGAGUCAUAUAGGACACUGCCUCCACCACAUCAUGGAGUCUGUGAAAUGCCAGGCAGACCUGACGCCCGUGCUUCUUCACUGGACUCUCCAUGAUUUCCACUCAGUCAUCAACUGGGAUGGCGUCGAGCGUACCUGUGCUGACUGGUCGCAGUUGAUGGACUGGGGUUCGGAGCAUUCCGUGAGAAAGGCUACCUCCAUAUCUCAGUUCACAGGAAACUUCUUGGAUGAACACGGGAAGUUCAGCUGGGUAGAUCAGGAGGGAGGUGUUGAUUACAAGGAGUUUUUCAAAACGCCAGAGUACCAGAAGUGGGCGAAAGAUCAGGGGCUCGCCUUGGGGGAGGCCGCGGCGGAAGAGUAUCUGAAGUCCUUUUACGUCAAGCAGUAG